This is a messenger RNA of Pedinophyceae sp. YPF-701, 585 nucleotides long. The record is from the annotation of a GenBank genome assembly. Lineage: Eukaryota; Viridiplantae; Chlorophyta; Pedinophyceae.
AUGAGGCGGGACACGAGGACGGACGAGCCCAGCAGGGACGAGGUGGUGGCUCGCGCGGUCGGCGACCCGGACGCCUCCGUCGACGAGGACGACGCGGAGAACACGUCGAUGCCUGGGAUUUGGAUGCGCGUCUUCGCGGCGCUCUUCUACUUCAUUCCCUGGAUCGACAUCUGCACGAUCGGAGAGCCGAUGUACGGCCUCCUGCGCGGCGUCUGGUGGGGCGGCCUCAUCGUCCCCCAGUCGCUGAUGCCCCUGUAUUACGCCAACCCCUUUAUGCCGCUGAUCAUCUUCUUCUGCAUCUUCCUCGCGGUCGUGCGCCAGAAACGCAUCCCGCACCUCGUCCGCUGGAACGCCUGCCAGGCGAUCAUGAUGGACAUCUGUUCGAUGCUGUACGUCCUCGUGCGGAUGUACUUCCCCGCGGAGAUCCGGCACAGCGCGAUCCUUGACUACAUGGACCGCUUUGCGUGGGUGGGGUCCUUCACCGCGAUCGCCUACUGCAUCUACUACGCGCUGCGGGGGCGGUACGCGGAGAUCCCGUACGUCUCCGAGGCGUGCUACCAGCAGGUCGACAUGGCCGACGCGUGA